This is a messenger RNA of Durio zibethinus, 1214 nucleotides long. It is a transcript of the gene PSBW, whose product is annotated as photosystem II reaction center W. Gene Ontology annotation, cellular component: chloroplast; chloroplast thylakoid membrane; photosystem II. The record is from RefSeq and is a predicted model, not a curated record. Lineage: Eukaryota; Viridiplantae; Streptophyta; Magnoliopsida; Malvales; Malvaceae. Gene Ontology annotation, biological process: photosystem II stabilization; photosynthesis.
UCUCAUGGCCAUUUUAUUAAAAUGUAGUUGUAGUUUCUGAAUCUCCGUCUCUGUCGUCGUUCCUGGCAUGGAUAGCCGUUUGCUGAACCGCGAUAAGCUUACUAAAAGGAUGACGGGCUUUUUUCCCCUCCAAGAUGCUCCAUGCUGUACAAUUCAAGGAUACGUAAGUAAUGCGCUAUCCUGAGGACAGUCUAAUAGGACUGAUAAAGGCCCUUAACAACUCGGACAACGAGCGAGGGCUAAGUUUAGGCCAGGGCCCGUUAACUAUUUCUUGUUAUAACCAUAAAACAAUUAAAUACUCCUAGAUCAAUCUUUGUUUGUAGAAGGAUUAUAUGACACGUGGAAGAAAUUGGUUGGCCCUAUAUAGAUAGGGGAUAUCAAACGAAGGGCUAGCUAUCAGUAUGGUGUGAUUCUGGACCAACGGUAUUAAUCUGUAAAUUGUUUACAGAGUAUAUGAAAUAAACUAGUACCCUUUGGAUCCAACUGCCAUUGUAGCAAAAUCACUCUGCUUUAGCUAUUCUCUCUUUUUCCCAGUCGAAGGAAUAUGGCAACAAUCUCUGCUAGCACCCCUACCUCAUCAAUCACCCGUGCAGCUCUUGUACACAAGGCAUCACCAAGGGUUGCAUCCCCAGUUGCCAUUGGUUUGCCGACAAUGGCAAAGAAAGGGAAAGUGAUGUGUUCCAUGAAGAAUAAGCCUUCUACACAGGAGAAUGGCUCAAACAUGAGCAUGAGUGCAUCGUUGCUGGCAGCAGCCUGUGCAGCUACCAUGUCAAGCCCAGCCAUGGCUCUGGUGGACGAUAGAAUGACCACUGAAGGAACAGGACUUCCUAUUGGUUUGAGCAACAACCUUCUUGGCUGGAUCCUGUUUGGUGUAUUCGGCCUGAUUUGGGCACUUUACUUUAUUUACACUUCCUCCCUCGAAGAGGACGAGGAGUCUGGAUUGUCGCUCUAAGCCGAACCUUACUUCCUUCUGGUGUUGUUCAUUGCAAAUAUCACGGUCAAAGGAAUGUAGAAAAUCAAAAGAGUUUGGCUUUACUAUCUUCUUGUAAAACUAUCUUCUCCAUGUCCAAUGUGCAUUCUUAUAAUAUUUUUUGGACAAAUGCUUCUCUUCAUAAAUUUUCUGACUUCCGCCUCAAUCUCCAUUGUUUCUUCAUUGAUGUUCGAUUUGGUUAACAUGAACAUGGAUAUAGGAGAGAACAACUGAGAAUUUGUGG